This is a messenger RNA of Myripristis murdjan (pinecone soldierfish), 6768 nucleotides long. It is a transcript of the gene plxnd1, whose product is annotated as plexin D1. The coding region runs from base 112 to 5799 and encodes 1895 amino acids. The transcript has 36 exons. The record is from RefSeq and is a predicted model, not a curated record. Gene Ontology annotation, biological process: regulation of cell shape; endothelial cell migration; positive regulation of axonogenesis. Gene Ontology annotation, molecular function: protein binding; semaphorin receptor activity. Lineage: Eukaryota; Metazoa; Chordata; Actinopteri; Holocentriformes; Holocentridae. Gene Ontology annotation, cellular component: plasma membrane; semaphorin receptor complex.
CAGGAAACAGCCUUUCCUCUCGGAUUGUCGCAGUAGGAACAAACACACAAUUUUGUCUUUACUCAAUGCACCCCUCGGCACAGAACACGCGGAAGCCGGUCAGAAGGAAAAAUGCCUCCUUCGAUAGAGAUAGCUGUUCUGCUCCUCGGCGUCCUGGCUUUGGAGACGCGCCGGAGUGCCAGCGCGCUACAGAUCCAACAGGCGUUCGCGUCUCCAAAUCAGACCAAUAACUUCGUGGUCGAUAAAGUCUCCAGGAAGGUCUACCUGGCCACUGUCAACACCGUCUACCAGCUGAACAGGACCUUGAGCAUCGAGGUGGAGAAGAGAACUGGGCCGGUGGAGGACAACCUGUUGUGCCAUGCGCCGCAGCUGCCCCAGGCUCCGUGUGAGCAUCCCAAAUCCCUCACUGAUAACUACAACAAGCUCCUGGAGCUGGACCGAGAGCAGGGGGUCGUGGUGGUGUGCGGUUCCGUGUACCAAGGCUUCUGUGAGCUCAGGAAGAUGGACAACAUUUCUGAGAUAGCGGUGGAGUUCCCACCUCAGGGUGAGAAGACGGUAUUCCCUAGCAUGCUCAAUAUCGCUGCCAAUCACCCCAAUGCGUCCACUGUCGGGCUCAUAUUCAGGAGCCACGGGGGCAACACCCGGCUCCUGGUCGGGGCGACUUACACAGGUGCCGGGACCCCGUUUUUCCCCAAAAACCACAGCAAGGAGGACCUGCGCUUUGAGAACACCCCGGAGAUUGCCAUCCGCUCCCUGAACAUUAAGGAUUUAUCCCGACUUUUCACCUAUGAUAUCAACCCCUCUGAGGAUAAUGUUUUCAAAAUCAAACAGGAGGUGAAAACGAAAAAUAAGCUGAACUUCGUGCACGCGUUCAUACAGAAGACUUACUCCUACAUCGCCAUCAACAAUGACGCAAAAAUGGGACACAAGGAGAGCCAGCCCAACAGCAUCCUUGCCAGGAUAUGCCUGGAUACAGAGAGCCCUCGAAAAUCCACCUCGGGCCCGGAGAGCAGAAAGCUCACUGAGUCCUACAUCCAGAUGCCUCUCCAGUGUGGAUUUGACGGGAACAUUUACAACCGGCUGCUGUCCGUGUACCCAGCAGAGAUCCACGCAGGAGACGGCAAGAGAACAGAGCCCUACCUGUUUGGAGUGUUUUCCAAGGGGGACAGAAAAUCUGCCCUGUGCGCCUUCAGGUUUGCUGACAUCGAGGAGGAGAUCCGGCAGGGCCGCAGAAACUGCUCCAACUCCCCCAGCAGUGAUGUACAAGUGCUGGACAGUGUCAUCCAGGGCUCCGGGGCAGCCUGCAUUCAGAAGGGAAAUCUGGUGUUGCAGCCAGAGCAGCUGGACUGCGGUGCUGCCCACCUGCAGCACCCUCUGGCCCUACGGCGGCCCCUGAGGGCCACACCUCUCUUUGAGUACACUGGCCUCAGUUCAGUCGCUGUGGACGACAUACACAACCACACUGUGGUUUUUCUGGGAACCAGCAAUGGACGACUUCGUAAGCUGACCCUCCUGGCGAACAUGACCUUGGCCAGCCAGUGGACGAUCAAGCUGCCGGCCAGCGAAUCAGUUCACCACAUCAUGACCUUUGACCCCAACGACAGGAACUUCCUUUAUCUCAUGACCUCCCAUCAUCUGUUGAGGGUGAAAGUGGCAGAGUGUGGCCAGUACAGGAGCUGCAGUGACUGCCUGGGAGUAGGUGACGCCCACUGUGGCUGGUGUACUCUGGAAAACAGAUGCACAAUCCAGAGGGAGUGUGCUCCGGAGCCGCUGGCACGCUCUUGGAUCAGCAUGGCUGAAGGGCCUCAACAGUGUCCGUCUAUGACCCUAACCCCCCCAGAGAUCAGCCUCUCAGCAGACAUUAAGGAUGUGGGCAUCCUGAUAAACGGCAGUGUUCCUGAUCUGGCUGGCUCCCGUGUGGAGUGUGACUACGGAUUGGGUGUUUCCACAGCAGCUACUGUGCACCUGGACUAUGGUCCCGCACAGAUCCAGACGUGUCCUCUACUCCCUCGAGAAAACUACCCGUCCAUCCCCCCAGGCAGAGAUCAUCUUACUGUUCCUGUGGCGAUAAAAGUAAACGGCACAUCUGUGGUAUCAGGGAGCUUCAUCAUCUAUGACUGCGAGAGGACUGGAGCAAUACACCCUAAAACAUCAUGCAUGAGCUGCCUGAAUACCAGGUGGAGGUGUUAUUGGGACCAGCAGAGCCACACUUGUAUUUCCAGCAAAGAUGAGUCAAAACACAACCUGCUGGAGAAUGCAGCUUCCUGUCCCAGCCUGGUCGCCACGGAGGUCCCUCCAUCACCAUCAGGGAUGACCCAGGACUUCACCUUAUCAAUAAGCAACAUCAACGAGGGAGAGGAGCUGGAGUGUGACUUUGGAAAAGAGCAGCGAUAUGAAGCUACAUGGUUGAACAGCUCGACAGUGAAGUGCAGUGGAGUGACACUGCAUACGACACAGAGGAGUCAGGUUUACCACCUCAGCCUACGGAGGAGAGGAUACCCUGAAAAAUACAUCGACAGCCCUGAACCCAUGACAGUGGAGGUGUACCACUGUGGAGUGGGUAGCUGGGACUGCUCGCAGUGCUGGGGCCGUGAGGACCAGGGCCACCUUUGCGCCUGGUGCGACAACAGCUGUAAGCCCAGGGAUGACUGCCAGCCAGUCAGAGAUCAAUGUCCUGAUCCUGAGAUCCACAAAAUCUUCCCCCUGAGUGGUCCAGUGGAAGGAGGCACCCUGCUGACGAUACAGGGCAGGAACCUGGGCCGCAGGGCCGGGGCGGUGGAUGUCUCCAUCGGGGAUGUACCAUGCACGAUCCUGCCUGAGCACUACACCGUUUCUGUACAGCUGGUGUGCAUGACUGGGAGGUCUGCAUAUGACAUGACAGAAAUCGUCCAAGUGGUUGUAGAUCAGAAUGGAAUGGGGACGUCAAAGGAGCGCUUCUCAUAUUUAGUCCCCAAGCUGCUGUCCAUGGAGCCCAGGAAGGGCUCUCGUGCUGGAGGGACCAGAGUGAUCAUAAGGGGGGAGCACCUGGACACUGGCUCCCAGGUCAGAGUCAAGGUCAAUGGCACACAGGAAUGCACCAUCAUAACGCAAGUAGCUGACACCAUUGAAUGUACCAUGCCUGCAGCCGUGCAGGCUCACACUGAGUCCGUGGCGGUGUGCGUGGAGUUUGAAAACAUUCCCUGUCAGAGUGAGGAGCUGAGCACCACGUAUACCUACGAGAAGAACCCCACUAUCAGCUUCAUCAGUCCUAAAAAGAGCUACCUCAGUGGUGGCAGGACCAUCACAGUGACAGGCCAAGGUUUUGAUCUGGUGCAGAGCAUCACCAUGGAUGUGCUGGGUGUUGGACAAAUAGAUUGUACAGUGCUCUCCCCGGCCACAAUCACCUGCCCCUCUCCGGCCUCCAGCCAAUCCCAGCAGGCCUCGGUGCAGUUCUUCCUGAACGGAGUCCUCUACACGGGAGAGAACCCCGCUUCCUACGACACCGAGGCUGAGGAGGAGGAUGGGGAGCCUCAGGCGGGCCACUUCAUGCUGGAUUACGUGGAAGACCCUCAGUUCUUCACCGCCAACAAGGAGAAGUUGAUCAAACACCACCCCGGAGAGCCUCUCACGCUCAUUAUCAAUAAAGGGCCAAGCGAUCUGGAGCUAGUGCCGGAGGAAUACUCGGUGAUGAUUGGCUCCUAUCCCUGUCACAUCAGCUUCCAUAACGACCAGCUGUUCCACUGUACCAUCAACGAACCGCUGAGCUCCAAUGAGGGAGAGCUGCCUGUCACGGUACAAGUUGGGAACUUCCGUCACACCAUUGCCAAGGUGCAGCUGGGCGGCAGCGAGCUGGCCAUCGUCGUAUCCAUUGUUGUGUGCUGCGUGCUGCUGCUGCUAUGCACUGUGGCUCUUGUAGUGUACUGCACAAAGAGCCGGAGGGCGGAGCGCUACUGGCAAAAAACUCUGCUACAAAUGGAGGAGAUGGAGUCGCAGAUCAGAGAGGAGAUCCGUAAAGGUUUUGCAGAGCUGCAGACAGACAUGACAGACCUGACCAAAGAGCUGAACCGCAGCCAGGGCAUCCCGUUCCUGGAGUACAAACAGUUUGUCACGCGCACUUUCUUCCCUAAGAUGUGUUCAGACUAUGAGAAGAGUCUGGUCCAGCCUGUUUAUGAGAAUGACACCCUUGGCCCUCGAGCACUGCCAGAGACCCACCCGCUCCUACAGGACUGGCAGGCCUCCAACACAAUACGGCCCAAUAUGGAGGAGGGCAUCACGCUGUUCUCCACUCUUCUCAACAACAAGCACUUCCUAGUCACAUUCGUCCAUGCCUUGGAGCAGCAGAAGGACUUUGCCGUACGGGACAGAUGUAGCCUGGCGUCCCUGCUCACUAUCGCCCUCCAUGGUAAGCUAGAGUACUACACCAGCAUCAUGAAGGACCUUCUGGUGGACCUGAUCGACGCUUCGGCCUCCAAAAACCCCAAACUGAUGCUGCGCCGCACCGAGUCGGUGGUGGAGAAGAUGCUGACCAACUGGAUGUCCAUCUGCAUGUACAGCUACCUCAAGGAAACAGUGGGUGAGCCUUUUUUCCUGCUGCUGUGCGCCAUCAAGCAGCAGAUCAACAAGGGCUCCAUAGAUGCCAUCACAGGGAAGGCCCGCUACACCCUCAAUGAGGAGUGGCUGUUGCGGGAGAACAUCGAGGCCAAGCCACAGAACAUCAACGUGUCCUUUCAAGGCUGUGGCAUGGACUCGCUGUCUGUCAGGGUCAUGAAUACAGACACUAUCUGCCAGGUGAAGGAAAAGAUCAUAGAGGCCUUUUAUAAAAACCUGCCAUUCUCCCAGUGGCCGCGGGCAGAGGAUGUAGACCUCGAGUGGUUUGACUCUGGUAGUAACAGCAGGAUUCUGCAGGACCUGGAUAACUCAUCAGUGAUGGAGGAUGGCCGGAAAAAACUGAACACAGUCUUCCAUUACCAGGUCCCAGAGGGUGCCUCGCUGGCCAUGAGCAUGAAAGACAAGAGAGAGAACACCCUGGGGAGAGUCAAAGACCUGGACACGGAGAAGUAUGUUCACUUGGUCCUACCUCAUGAUGAGUUAAUGGAGACCAGGAAGUCACACAGGCACAGUCACCGCAAGAAGGUCCUGCCUGAAAUCUACCUGACACGCCUGCUGUCCACCAAGGGAACCUUGCAGAAAUUCUUGGAUGACCUGUUUCAGGCCAUCCUCAGCAUCCCCCCGGAGCGCCCCCCUCUGGCUGUUAAAUACUUCUUUGACUUCCUGGAGGAGCAGGCUGACAAACGAGGCAUCACAGACCCCGACACCCUGCACAUCUGGAAGACCAACAGUUUACCUCUGCGUUUCUGGGUCAACAUUCUGAAGAACCCGCAGUUCGUGUUUGACAUCGAUAAGACGGACCACAUGGAUGCCUGUCUGUCCGUCAUCGCCCAGGCCUUCAUCGACGCCUGCUCUAUCUCUGAUCUGCAGCUGGGCAAGGACUCCCCCACAAACAAAUUGCUGUAUGCAAAGGAGAUCCCUGAAUAUAAGAAGAGGGUGCAGUGCUACUACCAGCAGAUACAGGAGAUGGCGCCUCUCAGUGAGCAGGAGAUGAACGCUCACCUGGCUGAGGAGUCACGGAAAUACAGGAAUGAAUUCAACACCAACCUAGCCUUGACAGAAAUCUACAAAUACGCCAAGAGAUACAGAAACCAGGUGGUGAAUGCUCUGGAGUCUAACCCCACUGCACGUCGCACUCAGCUGCACCACAAGUUCGAGCAGGUCAUUGCCCUUGUGGAGGACAACAUCUACGAGUGCUGCAGUGAGGCCUGAGCUGGCCGACAUCUCUUCUACUGGUCAUCUCUGCUCCUGCUGCCGGCUGCCUGUCUCCCACCUACUUUGCUACCUGGGAAUGUUCGUCCUCAAGGAAUUACCCGUCAUAACUCUCAUUAUUAUUCCCGUUCUGAAAAGCCACAGACUGGAACAAGUGUGAAAGUGGCAGGACAAGGGACUCGAGCCUGCCUGUCAGACUUAAUAUAUUUCUGAGGUGUUCUGCACUUCCUCCUCUCAUCUGGGAAUGCCAGUACAUUUUCCCACACUAUUUCUUGUGACACAUACAGAAUUCCUGUCUGGUUGAACUUUGCUUUAGCCAGAAGCUUAUGUAGGUGUAGGAACUCAGAGAUGAGACUUUCUCUGGAUGUCUUCACAGUUACUGGGACCUAAAGCCCUGGUGGCAAUCUACGCACUGACCCCCUUCUUAAGGGAACGAGCCAAUGAUGCACUGUACUGUAUUAUAAUGUCCAUAGCAAUAUUUAUAGAUGUGUUAUAAUGCUUUCAAGUGGCCUGUCCAUCAGGAUGAGUAAGAAUGACCAUGACAAACUCCUCCCUAAAGCCUAAAGCCUGCAUUGUUCUCAGGUGCGCUUGGCGAAGAUGAGGGACUCACUCCCAUUGGUGCUUUGAACUAUAUGUCCCAAUGUGCUUUGCAGGUUGAUGAUGGGUUAAGGAGGAGUGGAGAAAGGAAUAGAAAUAAUUUUCUAUAGGUAAUGUCUGCAAAACCGCUGAAAUGUAUUGAAUCAAAUGUAUUGUAGUUCACUGGGAAGAGCUGCAUCAGUAUAGAAAUGUGGAUCAGUGUGCUUGUAAAUGAAUGAAUAUCAUGACCAAUCUACAAGAGGGAAAUUUAAAUUUAUGAAAAAAAAAUGUGAGCUCAAUAUAAUCUGAGGAGAACUGUCUGACAUGACUGUAUUUGUGAUGCCAAAUGACUUGUCAGAGUUUGUGAAAUAAAUUACAGUAUUUAGAAUUUUA